Caenorhabditis briggsae is the source of this 558-nucleotide messenger RNA. RefSeq names its product Protein CBR-SCRT-1 (gene Cbr-scrt-1). Lineage: Eukaryota; Metazoa; Nematoda; Chromadorea; Rhabditida; Rhabditidae. The transcript has 4 exons. The record is from RefSeq and is a predicted model, not a curated record. Gene Ontology annotation, biological process: regulation of DNA-templated transcription. The coding region runs from base 1 to 558 and encodes 185 amino acids. Gene Ontology annotation, molecular function: RNA polymerase II cis-regulatory region sequence-specific DNA binding; DNA-binding transcription factor activity, RNA polymerase II-specific.
AUGCCUUCGAAAUACGAGAUCCCUCCGUAUCCAGUACUCACGACACCAUUCCUUCUACAGUAUAUUUCAGCCCUAUUCGAGGAUGUUCAGAAGAAAUACAACACCACAGUCCGCUUUCGUCCAAUCCCUUAUGUCUCAACCUCAACCACUUCCUCUUCUUCUCCCGAUCUUCAAAAUCUUCUGUUGAUUCCUUCGGACUGUGAAUCUGCUUCCACAUCACCAUCCACAACUGUCACAUCCAGCUACAGUACUCCUUCUUCCCCAGAACGAAAAGCCAAGUACGGUGCCUAUUCGCCUGCUUGUCAAUGUAAAGUGUGCGGGAAAGAGUUCAGUAGACAAUGGCUUCUUCAAGGACAUCUCAGAACUCACACCGGCGAGAAACCAUUUGAAUGUGAGAUCUGUUUGAAACGUUUUGCCGACAAAAGCAACCUGCGAGCCCAUAUUCAAACACAUUCAGGUACUAAACCACACAAGUGCUCCAGAUGCGGGAAGAAUUUCGCUCUAAAGUCCUACUUGUCAAAGCACGAGGAGUCAAAGUGCUACGUUCGUGAACAAUAA